GUUUCACGGUUGAAGGAGACGAUCCAGGAAAAUCGGGAAGAGCGGGAUCGGAUCCUGCUGGAUAAGGAAUUGCUGCUCCAAAGGUUCCAGGAGCUGCAGGAGGAGCUGGAAAAUCGGAAGAGAUCCCAGGAGGAGCGAGCUCGGAAUUCCAAAGCGUUGGAGGAAAAAUCCAAACGUUUGGAAUUGGAGCUGGACGAGGAGCGGAGCUCGGUGGAGCUGCUGAGCGAGAGGGUGACCAGGAGCCGGGAUCAGAUCGAGCAGCUCCGGGCUGAGCUGCUCCAGGAGCGUUCGAGCCGCCAGGACCUGGAAUGUGACAAAUCCUCCCUGGAGCGCCAGAAUAAGGAGCUGAAGAACCGGCUGGCGGCUUCCGAGGGGCAGCAGAAACCCGGGAAUGCUCGGAAUUCGCAGCUGGAAUCGCAGCUGGAAGAGCUCCGGGAUCGGCUCCAGGGAGAAGAGCGUCCUGCUCUCAUCCAACCGGAAGCUGGAGAGGAAGAUGAAGGAAUUGUCGCUGCAGUUGGACGAGGAACGGCGCAGCAGCGACAGCCAGAGGGAUCAGGUGGGGCCGGAAUUCCGGGAAAAUCACGGAUUGGGAAAGGUUGA
Molecule: messenger RNA, 600 nt
Organism: Cyanistes caeruleus (blue tit)
Lineage: Eukaryota; Metazoa; Chordata; Aves; Passeriformes; Paridae
Source: RefSeq, a predicted model, not a curated record